GAACCGUUUAGGUCGACGACGAGAUAAAAACAACAAAAAAGAGAGGAAAAUAUCUUCUCAAACAAAACCAUAUCAAAAAAAAAAAAAAAGCGUAGGAAGUUGCAGACCGAGAGAGACAGACGAAGAAGAAGAUUUUCAAAGGUUUGAGAAGAUGCAUCCGAUCAUUGCGAUGUUGGCGGCGAGAAUGUUGACCGCCGUCGGAAAAUCUAACGGCUUAGAAAGCGAGACGAUUCCGUUCGGAUCGUUAUGGUGGAGUAUCUACGCCGGCGUCUCUUGUUUCCUCGUCCUCUUCGCCGGAAUCAUGUCCGGUCUCACUUUAGGUCUCAUGUCUCUCGGUAUCGUCGAUCUCGAAAUCCUCCAACGCAGUGGCACUCCAAGGGAGAAGAAACAAGCAGCUGCGAUUUUUCCGGUUGUUCAGAAACAGCAUCAGCUUCUAGUCACAUUGCUUCUCUUCAAUGCUCUUGCAAUGGAGGGCCUUCCUAUUUACUUGGAUAAGAUAUUCAAUGAGUAUGUUGCUAUCAUUCUCUCUGUUACUUUCGUCCUAUUUGUUGGCGAGGUGAUUCCUCAAGCUAUAUGCUCAAGGUAUGGACUUGCAGUGGGAGCUAACUUGAUCUGGCUCGUCCGCAUCUUGAUGACUCUCUCGUACCCGAUAUCUUUUCCUGUUGCAAAGAUGUUGGAUUGUGUGUUGGGACACGGUGACCCUUUGUUUAGGCGGGCUCAGUUAAAGGCUCUUGUGUCAAUUCACGGCGAAGCGGCUGGCAAAGGAGGUGAGCUUACACAUGAUGAGACCACAAUCAUUAGUGGAGCACUUGAUUUGACUGAGAAGACUGCUCGAGAAGCCAUGACACCAAUUGAAUCAAUCUUUUCCUUGGAUGUAAAUUCAAAGCUGGACUGGGAAGCUAUGGAUAAGAUUCAAACACGAGGACACAGCCGUGUUCCUGUCUACUCCGACAAUCCAAAGAAUGUUAUCGGACUUAUCUUGGUGAAGAGUCUACUUACAGUUCGCCCCGAAACAGAUACACUUGUCAGCACAGUUGGUAUACGCCGGAUUCCAAGGGUUCCUGCUGAUAUGCCUUUGUAUGAUAUACUGAAUGAGUUUCAAAAAGGGAGCAGUCACAUGGCUGCAGUUGUGAAUGUUAAGGGAAAAAUCAAAGGCUCUCUCUCAGCUUUGCUUGAAGAAAACACUUUGGAAAGCAAUUCCCCAAGGAAUGACUCCUUAACUGCACCUCUGUUGCUGAAGCGAGAAGGAGACCAGGACAAUGUCAUUGUCGAUAUUGACAAGAUUAGCAGACAGUCUGAUUUACCAAACAACGAGACAGGGAGACACGGGUUCUUGCAUACUUCAGAGGAGAUUGAGGUCGGAGAAGUGAUAGGCAUCAUCACGUUGGAAGAUGUGUUUGAAGAGCUUUUGCAAGAAGAGAUUGUGGAUGAAACUGAUGAGUAUGUAGACGUGCAUAAAAGGAUUCGAGUGGCUACUGUAGCUGCAGUGGCGAUUUCGUCAUUAGCUAGAGCUCCUUCGGGCCGGAGAUUACUUGCCCAAAAGGGAAUUGGAGGACCAAAAACGCCGAAGGCAUCUUCUACUACUACUACUCCCAAACCGGAUAAACCUAUGACCGGUUCUCUUCAGGGGAACAACUAAUGGUUUCAGGUGUUCAGUUUUUUGCUUGAGAUGUGAGAAAUAAGGAAUUUAGAUCAAUUCUUGAGCACAUUCUAGUAACUACAUGUGUAUAAUACAAUACAUGUAGGUCUAAGUUAAUAGUCUACGAACAAACCGGUUUUUUUUUUUUUGUACUCUAGAUCUAUUCAUUUGUAUAUUUUCCUUUUUUUUUUCCUUUUCAUUCUAUCAUUACAAAGCCAGUGUUUACAUAUAAGGUGACUACCAAACAGUCGAUGGUUAGAGCUAGGAUACUUUUGUACGUGUUGGGUCAUUAUUCUUUACAUACAAAACUUCAACUUGUUUUAGAAAUCUUUGUAAAAUUUGAAUGUGGAUCGUGUCAUCAUUAGAGAAACUUUCAUAAUAACAAUGUUCAACAUUGUAUUGGAGCUUUAGUAGUUUUACCUUAAAAAUA
This is a messenger RNA of Thlaspi arvense, 2069 nucleotides long. The record is from the annotation of a GenBank genome assembly. Lineage: Eukaryota; Viridiplantae; Streptophyta; Magnoliopsida; Brassicales; Brassicaceae.